UGAUAUUUUUUUAAUAUAAAAAAAGGGAAAAGAAGCAGAGCAAGAACGAACACCUCAAAAUCUCUGCACUUGUUCAUCUUCAACUCAGCUACUCAACAACGACACCAACAUCCUCAUCCACUCCGCACACUACUUCUGUUGUCUCAAGGUAUUUCUUUACACUGAAAUUCAGUGAGGAUUUUGAAAAACCUGACUUUAUGGACGACAACGACUCUAACAUAAGGAGAUGGGAGGAUCUGGACAUAGAUAUUUUGGUGAAGAUUUUUCAGUUGCUUGACAUUUUUGAGUUGACGUCUGGCAUCUCUCGUGUUUGUAGUGCAUGGCGCAUGGCAUGCUGUGAUCCACUUCUUUGGAAAACGCUAGAUUUGUCAAUGCUAAAAUCUAAUUUCAUCAAGAUCCCAUUAGAGCCAUAUGUUUAUGUUGAUGAACGAUCUGAUAGGAUAUUAACGCGAUUGUUGAAGAUCUCUCUGGGUCUCAGCCGGCAGAGUAUAAUGACUUUGAUCUUCCAUUUCAAUUUGUACGUAAGUGAUGAACAGUUGACAUACACCGCUGAAAGGUGCCCGCGACUCAAACGACUUGUUCUGCCAGCUUGGAACAGAAUCAAGAAAACAGGAAUGUGCAAGGCCAUCCGGUGCUGGAAAGAGUUGGAGUCCCUGACAAUGCCUAGUAUAGCAAAUCCACCGUAUAUUUUGGAGGAAAUCUCAACCCACUGCAAGAACUUUAGUGAACUCAAGAUUAUGGGGCCAUGUGAUGUUUUCUUUGCUUCAUCUCUGGCUGCGUUUCUUCCAAACUUGAGAGUCUUGAGCCUUCGAUGCUCAAUGCUUUUUACGGAUGUUCUUGUUCUCAUUCUUGACAGCUUACAAAACUUAGAAGUGCUCAAUAUAUCACACUGUGUUCUGAUGGAAGCCCUUCCAGCUCCUCAACAUAAAAGAAUUGUUAAGGAAAUUGAUGUGACUAUUCGUCAGAAGGCUUCUCGGUUACGUGAAUUUCUCACAUGCAUGGAUGACAGUUGCGUCAUGUGCCAACGAACAAGAACUGACGAAGGAUUGGUUAGGUGGUACAAGUACGAGGAAGGGCUUUGGAAAACAGACGAGGUGAGGUCUCUCACGCUUUGAGCAAAAGAAAGCAAUCUGAUAGUGAUCUGGUCUUCAUCAUUUGUGACAUUUUCUGUUGUUUGAUGCUGCUACCUUAAGUGUAGAUCCAAAUAAACAAAGUUUGAUUCUUACAAAUGAAUGCUGGUGCACCCUUUAGGAGUUAGCCAAAUCUUGUAACUGUAUAUAGGAAUAAUAAGUUUUGUUUUUGUAGUUGGUUUUAUUUUGAGAAGUGUUUUCCAUCAUGAAAAAAAUGAUGAGACGAUAAUUUUGGUUCUUUACAGAGUGUAGAGGAGAUUAGUUUUGGGCUA
Vigna umbellata (rice bean) is the source of this 1402-nucleotide messenger RNA. Lineage: Eukaryota; Viridiplantae; Streptophyta; Magnoliopsida; Fabales; Fabaceae. The record is from RefSeq and is a predicted model, not a curated record.